Aureobasidium musti is the source of this 1818-nucleotide messenger RNA. Lineage: Eukaryota; Fungi; Ascomycota; Dothideomycetes; Dothideales; Saccotheciaceae. The record is from the annotation of a GenBank genome assembly.
AUGGCUCCUAAACGCAAGCAAAACUCACAGCAGGUAUCAUCAGUGAAGAAGAAGGCCAAGCACGCAAAGAUGGCACAACAAGUCAAAGAAGCAUCUCCGUUCAAGACUCUUCCCAUCACCCUAUUGUCAGGAUUCUUGACAACACUUCUCAGCUACAUCCUCAAUUCGAAAGACCAUGGGCUGAAGAUCGCCAUGAUUGUCAACGACAUGGCUGCUGUCAAUGUGGACCAAGGCAUCAUCGUGGCAGAUGGUAAGAAGAAGGGUCGUGAAGCAGAGAAGAUGAUCGCCAUGCAAAACGGCUGUAUCUGUUGCACGCUUCGUGGCGACUUUGUUAUCGAACUGGCCAAAAUGGCUAAAGCUGGCGAAUACGACUAUGUCUUGAUUGAGAGUACUGGUAUCAGCGAGCCGCAGCAGGUAGCUGAAAGCUUCACCACCGACUUUACCGAAGCUAUGAUGGGUGCCGAUGGAGCACUCGAUCAGUUUGACGAAGAGGAGAAGAAGGUCUUCAACGAAAUUGCUCAGAAUGGUGGUCUGAAUAAGGUCGCCAAGCUCGACACCACGGUCACAGUUGUGGAUGGUUUCAGAUUUUUCGAAGAAUUUGAGACCAUUCAGCUCCUACACGAACGUUUCCAGUCCGAGGUUGAAACUCCUGAAGAUCAAAGAACCGUCAGUGACUUGAUGAUUGACCAAAUCGAGUUUGCCGAUGUGAUCAUUGUCAACAAGUCCGAAAAUCCCUACGGCGUCAAGCCUCUGAAUGUUAGAGAAAUUAUCGCAACAGGCAUGUAUAGCGAAGAAACCUCUAUCAAAAGCUCUGGCUGGCUCAAGAGCAUCAACGAAAUGUCUAUGAUUGACAACCAUGGUCGCACCGUCAUGGCUCCCAAGCCAGAAACACUCGAGUACGUGACCACUUUCAAUGACAUAUUUUCUGAGGAUAUUGACAUUGUAUUAGAUNAUGGUAUAAACAGCUUCGUCUACCGAGCAAGGAGACCGUUCUCACCUGGUCGACUUUACGAGCUCGUGCAUGACAAGUUUGUUAUCUUAGAGCCUCAAGAAGAAGACGAAGAGGAAGAAGAGGAAGAUGGAAGCGAAGAUGACGCCGAUGAGAGUCAAGACGAAGAGGAAGCCGAGCAAGACGACACAGCCAGUGAAGCCGAAAGCGACGAGGAGGAAACCGAACAAUCUUUGGAAAACAAGGCAUCCCAUUCGGAUUCUGCAGAACACUCCUCGGAUUCUUCGAGUCUCAAAACAGCUUCUGAGACUGACGCCACCUCUCUGGCUUCGGACGACCAGGAUGCGCUCGAUACCAAGUACCCUGACCUCGACCUCCCAACUCGCCUAGCCAACAAAAAAGCUCACCCCGUGUUCAAGCCUCUACUCCGCUCAAAAGGUUUCAUCUGGUUAGCCACCCGCCCCUAUGUCAGCGGUGACUGGUCGCAGGCCGGUGCUAUGCUUACCGUUUCUGGUGGCCUGAACUGGUUCGCUGUGGUCCCGGAGGAGCAAUGGCCCUCGCCCAGUCAAGAAGUUACAGACUUGAUCAAGAAAGAUUUUGAGGGAGAAUGGGGCGACCGCCGACAGGAGAUUGUGUUUAUUGGUGAGGGCAUCGAUGUCAAGGCCAUCACAGAGUUGUUCGAUGAAUGUCUUCUGAAUGAUGCAGAAAUGAAGAAGUGGGAGAAAACCAUGAGAAGGAAGGGUCUUACUAACGAGCAAAGAGAGACCCUUCUUUGCAGGACGUUUGACGAUGGUUGGGAAGAGUGGCGCAACCCUCUUGAAGAGGAAGAUGGCGAAGGCCAUGAUCAUGCUGGUCAUCACCAUCACUGA